Molecule: messenger RNA, 2546 nt
Organism: Egretta garzetta (little egret)
Lineage: Eukaryota; Metazoa; Chordata; Aves; Pelecaniformes; Ardeidae
Gene: ACVR2A
Product: activin A receptor type 2A
Exons: 11
Coding region: 38-1579 (513 amino acids)
Biological process (GO): protein phosphorylation; activin receptor signaling pathway; cellular response to growth factor stimulus
Cellular component (GO): plasma membrane; activin receptor complex
Molecular function (GO): activin receptor activity; ATP binding; activin binding
Source: RefSeq, a predicted model, not a curated record
ACUUAAAGUCACUUAAAUGUUUUAACAGCAUUGGAAAAUGGGAGCUGCUACUAAGUUGGCGUUCGCUGUUUUUCUUAUAUCUUGUUCUUCAGGUGCCAUACUUGGCAGAUCAGAAACACAAGAGUGUAUCUACUACAACGCUAAUUGGGAAAAAGAUAAAACAAAUCGGAGUGGUAUUGAACCUUGUUAUGGUGAUAAAGAUAAAAGACGACACUGUUUUGCUACAUGGAAGAAUAUUUCUGGAUCAAUUGAAAUUGUGAAGCAAGGUUGCUGGCUAGAUGACAUCAAUUGUUAUGACAGGAAUGAUUGCAUAGAGAAGAAAGACAGCCCUGAAGUGUUUUUCUGUUGUUGUGAAGGCAACAUGUGUAAUGAACGCUUUUUCUAUUUUCCAGAAAUGGAGGUCACGCAACCAACUUCCAAUCCUGUUACACCUAAGCCACCUCUGUUCAAUACCUUGCUUUAUUCAUUGGUGCCUAUAAUGGGAAUUGCAGUGAUUGUGCUUUUUUCGUUUUGGAUGUACAGACAUCACAAGCUAGCGUAUCCUCCAGUACUCGUUCCAACCCAAGAUCCUGGACCACCACCACCUUCACCGUUGAUGGGUUUGAAGCCAUUGCAGUUACUAGAGAUCAAAGCUAGGGGAAGAUUUGGAUGCGUGUGGAAAGCUCAACUACUGAAUGAGUAUGUUGCCGUCAAAAUAUUCCCGAUUCAGGACAAACAGUCAUGGCAGAACGAAUAUGAAAUUUACAGUUUACCUGGGAUGAAGCAUGACAAUAUUUUGCAGUUCAUCGGAGCAGAGAAACGGGGCACUAGCAUUGAUGUCGAUCUCUGGUUAAUUACAGCAUUUCACGAAAAGGGUUCAUUAACAGACUUUCUCAAGGCUAAUGUGGUCUCCUGGAAUGAGCUGUGUCACAUCGCCCAGACGAUGGCUAGAGGCUUGGCUUACCUUCACGAGGAUAUACCGGGGCUAAAAGAUGGACAUAAACCCGCCAUCUCACACAGGGACAUCAAAAGCAAGAAUGUGCUGCUGAAAAAUAAUCUUACAGCUUGUAUUGCUGAUUUCGGUCUAGCUUUAAAGUUUGAGGCUGGAAAGUCUGCAGGGGACACUCAUGGACAGGUUGGUACACGAAGGUAUAUGGCUCCUGAGGUACUAGAAGGUGCUAUAAACUUCCAAAGGGAUGCGUUUUUGAGGAUAGAUAUGUACGCCAUGGGAUUAGUCCUCUGGGAACUGGCAUCACGCUGUACUGCCUCAGAUGGCCCAGUAGAUGAGUACAUGUUGCCAUUUGAAGAAGAAAUCGGCCAGCAUCCCUCCCUCGAAGACAUGCAGGAAGUCGUCGUUCACAAAAAGAAGAGACCUGUUUUAAGAGAGUGUUGGCAAAAACAUUCUGGAAUGGCGAUGCUUUGUGAGACGAUAGAGGAAUGCUGGGAUCACGAUGCGGAAGCCAGGCUGUCAGCGGGUUGCGUAGAAGAACGGAUUAUUCAGAUGCAAAAAUUAACUAACAUUAUCACAACAGAGGACAUUGUGACGGUGGUCACAAUGGUGACAAACGUUGACUUUCCUCCCAAAGAAUCCAGUCUAUGAUAGUUGCACUGGUCACGGAACUGACCGCCAGGACUCUUCACUGGAGCUGCUAGAGCGCACGGGACUGCUCACCUCCUUACUGUUUUCUGUGUGACAAGAACGGUAAGUCUCUGCGGAACGGCAGCAGGAGGUGUUUCUCCUUUGGUUUUCCCCUUCCUCCUCCUCCCCGACGUGGAUCCGUGAGACUUUUUGCAUUCCCUGCUUACACCCGAAGGACACGUGACUGAGAAACGAGAACGUGCCGUUAAGGAACUUAAAUGAAGAACAUGGACCCGUACUGGCUAAUCAAGCGUUUUAAAAACUGACAUCAGAUUUCUUAAUACCUGUCAGAAGAGACUAAUUCCUUAAAUGAACUACUGUUAUUUUUUUUAAAUCAAACAUUUCAUUUCAGAUUUAAAAAAAAAAAAAGGGUAACUUGUUUUUAUUGCAUUUGCUGUUGUUUAUAAAAAUGACUAUUGUAAUGCCAAUAUGACACAGCUUGUGAAUGUUUAGUGUGCUGCUGUUCAGUGUACAUAAACAAAAGUAAUCAAGUGGGAUAUAGCAAAGAGGCUUCCAAGUAUUACUUAACCUCCCUCAACAAGGUAUACCUCAGUUCCACCUCCGCUAAAUUAUGAGAUUGACAACACUAACGAAAAUUUGAAUAAUAAAUUGAUCCAUGUUUUGUAAAUGAUGUAUUUCAAAUUCACUGUGUUAUUUAAAAAGGGUAAGCUAUGCUUCAUGCCAACAGUAAGUGGCCAUUCCUAAAGCAGUGUUUUUAGCCUUUCCUUGUACUAGCUUGUUGUGUAUAAAAAAAAAAAAAAAAAAGUGCUGUUUAUUGAAACAAAAUUUUCCUUCCUCUUUUAGUUUAAAGCUUUUCUUCUUACCUCCAUUUCCCAGAGUAUCUCAUACAUUUAUUUAACUGAAUACUAUUUAGGUUUGCUGUGUCUGAGGAAUAUUUGAAAACUUAAGCAUGACUUUUUUUUUUUUU